Messenger RNA from Annulohypoxylon truncatum, 1728 nucleotides. Its product is annotated as NADP-specific glutamate dehydrogenase. Gene Ontology annotation, cellular component: cytosol. Bases 188 to 1561 code for a protein of 457 amino acids. Gene Ontology annotation, molecular function: L-glutamate dehydrogenase (NADP+) activity. Lineage: Eukaryota; Fungi; Ascomycota; Sordariomycetes; Xylariales; Hypoxylaceae. The transcript is spliced from 5 exons. The record is from RefSeq and is a predicted model, not a curated record.
CUCCCGAAAUAAAACCAAGUUCAUCUGCCACCCGUUACCUGUUUCUUAGAAACCGAUACCCGGAACUUAAAACAACAGCCUUUUUGACUUCGCAUUAGCCUUCGCCUCGACUUGAGAUACCCAACCACCAUUGAUACCCAUACCUACCUUCGACACCUAAUACCCAGACCUAUUCCAUUUCGCAAUUAUGUCUCAUCUCCCCUCCGAGCCCGAGUUCGAGCAGGCCUACAAAGAGCUUGUGGCCACUCUCGAGGAUAGCUCUCUAUUCGAAGCGCAUCCCGAGUACCGAACCGCGCUGAAAGUCGUUUCUAUCCCCGAGCGCAUUGUCCAGUUCCGAGUCGUCUGGGAAGACGACAAGGGCAACCUUCAAGUGAACCGUGGAUUCCGUGUCCAGUUCAACUCCGCGCUCGGCCCUUACAAGGGCGGAUUGCGAUUCCAUCCUACCGUCAACCUAUCAAUCCUGAAGUUCCUCGGCUUCGAGCAGAUCUUCAAGAAUGCCUUGACCGGAUUGAACAUGGGUGGGGCUAAGGGAGGAGCCGACUUCGACCCCAAGGGCAAGAGCGACAACGAGAUUCGACGAUUCUGCGAGGCGUUCAUGCGACGACUAUGCCAGCACAUCGGUGCCGCGACCGACGUCCCCGCUGGUGAUAUUGGUGUUGGAGGCCGAGAGGUCGGCUACCUGUUCGGCGCCUACCGCAGGGAGCGAAACAAGUGGGAAGGCGUCCUCACCGGCAAGGGUCUAACCUGGGGUGGCAGCUUAAUCCGACCAGAGGCUACCGGCUACGGCCUCAUCUACUACGUCGAGCACAUGAUCGCCCACGUCGGCAAGGGCGGCUUCAAGGGCAAGCGCGUGGCCAUCUCGGGAUCCGGCAACGUCGCGCAGUACGCCGCCCUAAAAGCCAUCGAGCUAGGCGCGACCGUGGUCUCGCUGUCGGACUCGAGGGGCGCGCUGAUCGCCGAGGGCGACGCGCAUUUUACGCCCGCGCACAUCGAGGAGAUCGCGGCCAUCAAGCUCGACCGCAAGGCUAUCACGGAGUGGUCCGGCGCCGCCAAGGCGCAGCAGUUCAAGUACAUCGAGGGCGCGCGGCCGUGGACGCACGUCGGCAAGGUGGAUAUCGCGCUACCGUGCGCGACGCAGAACGAGGUCAGUAGGGAGGAGGCCGAGGCCCUGGUUAAGGCCGGCACGCAGUUCGUGGCCGAGGGGUCUAAUAUGGGGUGCACGCAGGCGGCCAUCGACGUGUUCGAGGCUGCUAGGAAGGGGGCCGCGGCUGGUGCUGGAGGGGCGAUCUGGUACGCGCCCGGCAAGGCGGCGAACGCGGGUGGUGUAGCCGUGUCCGGGCUCGAGAUGGCGCAGAAUAGCAGCCAGAUCAGCUGGACUAGGGAGGAGGUCGAUGAUAGGCUUAAGGGUAUCAUGAAGGAUAUCUUCGACCAGAGCAUCGAGAAGGCGACGAAGUAUGUCAAGGCUAAGGAUGGGGAGCUGCCUAGCUUGGUUGCUGGUGGGAAUAUUGCGGGUUUCAUUAAGGUCGUUCAGGCUAUGCAUGACCAGGGCGAUUGGUGGUGAGGGAUGCUCGUAUGAGAACGACUGAGUAAGGUUGCUAGAUGCUAGGGUGCUUGGGGGGGUGGGGGGUGAAGGAUCGCGGCUGCAUAUGCGUGCGAGGAGGCACGUAUACGCGGAAUCUAGAUUGAAGAUUGGAGACCAAAUGGCCCGCGACCUACUUGCCUGCAUAC